AAAAAGCAUGGAGCAUGUACAAGAGUUCGUCACCAAAUACCUCCCCAUCCCCAGCCUGCUCCCCGCCUGGACACUCCUCGUCGGCACAACAGCGAUCAUCAACGGCCUGCAGAAUUUCCUCGGAGACUCUGGGUCAAAGCUCGUAUAUAUCAAAGGGGCGAAGAAGGGGCUUGUGAACCCACUGCAGGCGAGGAACUUCGGGCUGUGGACGCUGACUGCUGGGGUGGUACGGCUGUAUGCAGCGUACAACAUCACGAAUGCGGCUGUAUACGAUAUCGCUAUUGCGACAUACGUGAUCGCCGCCGUACAUUUCUUCACCGAGCUCCUCGUCUUCGGCACCUGCGGCCUGACAGGAGGUGCCAUCAGUCCUAUUGUCGUUGCCUCAAGCUCACUCUUUUGGAUGAUAAGUCAACGCGCGUUUUACUUGGGCGGUUGAUUCUGCACCAGUUCAGCUAGUCACUGUUGAAU
Molecule: messenger RNA, 468 nt
Organism: Dacryopinax primogenitus
Lineage: Eukaryota; Fungi; Basidiomycota; Dacrymycetes; Dacrymycetales; Dacrymycetaceae
Product: Erg28-domain-containing protein
Exons: 4
Coding region: 8-436 (142 amino acids)
Cellular component (GO): membrane; endoplasmic reticulum
Molecular function (GO): protein-macromolecule adaptor activity
Source: RefSeq, a predicted model, not a curated record